UAUGUGUGUUUUUCAGGGGCAUAUUUGGUGAGAAAAAGAUGUUUUAAAUGUUACUGAUUUGGUACACAUAUGUAUUGCUUUACUGGCUUAGGCCACAAAUUCAGACUUGAGGCAAGCAAACAUUUAAUACAACACACUGGACCAGCUGGUACCAACAUGUUUGUGGAAAGGGAUUACAUCAUCUGGCCACUAUAUGACAAGCCGUUUCAAAAUGUUAUUUUCAAUUUUUUUUGUUGAGUAAAUCAGCAUCUGAUUUUUCAAAUGUAAAGAGUUGUAAACACAUUUUAUCCAUACUAUGCUAGAAAGAUCAGUCAACAACAGCACAGUUUGAUCAUCACAGUUAUUGUCAGUUAGUGUCAUGAAGACUGCAGGGUAAGCAGCUAACAAGAGGAAAGAUUAGCUAUCUCUGGUAGGCAAGGAAUGUAAACCAGGCUUUGACAGUUUGUGAGUGGGAUGAGUACUUGCAUCAUAGAUGUCAAGAAGAAUUAAUGCCCUGUAGAGAUCAUAUGUUUGAUAAAGAAAGUAUGUUACGUUGAUCAAAAGGUAGUCAAAUUUAGUUACGACUUUACAUUUCGACUUUACUAUUGGAUUAGUUAGUGACUUCUGAACUUUUUUUUUAAACUUUAAAUGUUAAAGGCGAAACGGCUUGUCGUAUGUAGUAGUGCGCCUGCGCAGAUGAGUAGACAUAGUCUGUUGUCCGAGCAGAUCCAACAUUCAUUUCCAGCUGGGUCCACGGGAGUAGGGAACAGGCAGCGUUAGAGAGGAAAGUGUCGGUGUUUUUCAGAUCAAGUGGGAUAAGUCGAAAUCCACAAAGGAAAAUAAUAGCUUGUCUUUUAUUCUGUUACAACUUGUCCCCCUUUAUCAUAAGGGAUUCCUCGUCAGACCAAGUAAGCUAGCUAGGUAUCGUAAAUGGAAAGCGCUAAUAUCACCUAGCUACCAGUUAGCCAAAAAAGCUAACUGUUAUCGCUAGUUACUGGUAGAGAAAUCAUGGCUAGAACGAUAUAUUGGGUUAGCCUAGUUAGAUAGCCAGCCAGUUUGCACGCCCUCCAUAUCAAAUCAACUUUUCGUGUUUAGUUACAUAUUUAAUUUAGCUAUCAUUAGUCAAAAGUAUUAUAUUUUUUAUAUUAUUAAGAACCGACAAGUUAACAGUUGCAAGCUAACGCUUGUUUGCUAGCUAUCUAGCUACUGACCGUCAUAACUAAGUUACCGUUAUUUAUUGCGAGCAUCGUCAGCUGUCUGCAGUCCAAAACAGAGCUUAGACGAACGAAGAAUUCAUCCUAAAACCUUUUCCUGCGAGUUUGCAGACCAGACUAGCUUAAUGCAAUCGUGUUCACGAGAAGAAAUAUCAAAUUAAUAUUGACGGGGUGCAGACAGACUCAACGUGAGGAAUCCAGCCCACUGCCGCAGAAAAGAUGGGACUGCUGUGGAGGCGCGAUGUGCCUCUGGAACGGGUGGGAAAUGACUCACCAGUUGGCAUGGCACCAGGCCCACCAGCGUCCGCCGUGGCUCCUGGGGGCCCCAAUAUGUCCUGGGUGCCCGAAGCCCCGCUGGUCACUCCCGACAAUCCCAUCUUCCUCAUGACCUCAGCGGCCCAGACAAUAUCAGGCUUCUUUGUGUGGACCGCCCUCCUGCUCACCUGCCACCAGAUCUACAUGCACCUGCGCUACUACAGCUCGCCCAACGAGCAGCGGCACAUCGUGCGCAUCCUCUUCAUCGUGCCCAUCUACGCCUUCGACUCGUGGCUCAGCCUGCUCUUCUUCACCAACGAGGAGUACUACGUCUACUUCGACACGGUCCGCGACUGCUACGAGGCAUUUGUGAUCUACAACUUCCUCAGCCUGUGCUAUGAGUACCUUGGAGGGGAGAGUGCCAUCAUGGCGGAAAUCAGAGGGAAACCAAUUGAGUCCAGCUGUGUUUACGGAACAUGCUGCCUUUGGGGAAGAACCUAUUCUAUCGGGUUCCUCCGAUUCUGUAAACAGGCAACGCUGCAGUUCUGUGUGGUGAAGCCUCUGAUGGCCAUGGUUACGGUCAUCCUGCAGGCCUUUGGGAAGUACAGGGACGGCGACUUUAAUGUGGCCAGUGGCUACCUCUACGUGACCAUCGUCUACAACAUCUCCGUCAGCCUGUCCCUCUACGCUCUCUUCCUCUUCUACUUCGCCACGCGCGACCUGCUCGUCCCCUACAGCCCCGUGCUCAAGUUCUUCAUGGUCAAGUCGGUCAUCUUCCUCUCCUUCUGGCAAGGCAUGCUGCUGGCCAUCCUGGAGAAGUGCGGUGCCAUCCCGCAGAUCCACGCCCCGGACGUGUCGGUGGGGGAGGGCACGGUGGCAGCUGGCUACCAGAACUUCAUCAUCUGUAUCGAGAUGUUCUUCGCCGCGCUCGCCCUGCGUCACGCCUUCACCUACAAGGUCUACAUGGACAAGAGGCUGGACGCGCAUGGCCCAGUCCCUAACUAUGGACAGUACGGCCGCUGUGCCCCCAUGAAGAGCAUCUCCAGCAGUCUCAAGGAGACCAUGAAUCCUGGGGACAUGGUGCAGGACGCCAUCCACAACUUCUCACCGGCCUACCAGCAGUACACGCAGCAGUCCACGCUGGAGCAGUGCGGCAGUCAGCCUGUCUCCCGAUCCCACAGCAUGUGCAGCACGCGUGGGGACAACGAGAAGACCCUGCUGCUCAGCUCCGACGACGAGUUCUGAGAACGGAGGCAAAGAGAGCAGGAGGGAGAGAGGAGGAGGAGGAGGAGGAGGAGGAAGGGAAGGGAAGGGUGGAAGACAAGAGGAGAAGAAAUAGAAGAACGAGUGGGUCACUCAUAAGGGGCCGUGUUCUCUGGAGGUCUUCAGACGGACUCACAGGGACAUUGUGCCAUGGUUGCGAGGGAAGCGACUUGGCAAACGCACAUGUACACACUCAACCAUGCACACGCAGUAUACACACUUCUAUACACUUUAAAGGGUUAAAAAUGAAUACAGAGCUAUGAUUGGGAUGCAAGCCAUGUUUCAAUCCUCAAAUAGUGACACUACUGCUG
This is a messenger RNA of Clupea harengus (Atlantic herring), 3022 nucleotides long. Its product is annotated as transmembrane protein 184B-like. NCBI's taxonomy places the organism in Eukaryota, Metazoa, Chordata, Actinopteri, Clupeiformes, Clupeidae. The record is from RefSeq and is a predicted model, not a curated record.